Messenger RNA from Acyrthosiphon pisum (pea aphid), 507 nucleotides. RefSeq lists its product as uncharacterized. The transcript has a single exon. Gene Ontology annotation, molecular function: nucleic acid binding. The record is from RefSeq and is a predicted model, not a curated record. Lineage: Eukaryota; Metazoa; Arthropoda; Insecta; Hemiptera; Aphididae. The coding region runs from base 1 to 507 and encodes 168 amino acids.
AUGGCCAGACGUGGAAAAAGCACCAGGAUUUACAGCGAUAAUGCAACAAAUUUCGUGGGCGUGCAGAAGGAGCUAAAGGCAUACCUAGAAGACAGUGAGAGGUAUAUGGCCAACGAAGGAGUUCAAUGGCAUUAUAAUCCACCAUCGGUGUCACACUUCGGUGGCCUUUUGGAAAAUUCUGUAAAAGGUACCAAGCAUCACCUAUAUCGGGUAAUCAAGAGUAGCCGGCUGAAUCUAGAGGAGUUGCUAACGUUGUUAUGCCAGAUUGAGGCAUGUGUCAACCCACGGCCUAUAACACCACUAAGUUGUGAUUCAGGAGAACCAAAUUCUCUCACAUUAGCUCACUUCUUCAUCAGAGGUCCACUGCUCCUACCACCUGAACCUGAAAUACUAAGUGAGAUAGUUAGCAAUCUCCGCCGCUGGAAACACGUUCAAGGAUUUAUGCAGAUAUUCUGGAGAUGCUGGCACAAGGAGUACCUCAGCCCCAGGUUCGAGGACAGUGGGUAA